Poecilia latipinna (sailfin molly) is the source of this 4443-nucleotide messenger RNA. RefSeq names its product CUB domain containing protein 1b (gene cdcp1b). The record is from RefSeq and is a predicted model, not a curated record. NCBI's taxonomy places the organism in Eukaryota, Metazoa, Chordata, Actinopteri, Cyprinodontiformes, Poeciliidae. Bases 152 to 3811 code for a protein of 1219 amino acids. The transcript is spliced from 14 exons.
GAGCAGGAAGUAGCUGUCAGCGCCUUCGCUGCGGGUUGGAAAGUGACCGUAAAAUAAUGCAUUUGCUCGUCUGAAAAGCGAGUCUGGAUUUGUUUCUUUUUAAAUAUUUUUUAUUAUUAUUUUUAAUCGGGAGGAUUUCCAUAGCGUGAAUAUGGGUUUUUGUGGAGCAUGCGCUCUCCUGGCGCUGUUAUUUGUGUCAUCUGUGGACUCAUCAGAGCCCUUUCAAACCACGGUGAAGCCAAAUAAAGGGUCAGAGGUCACCGUUUCCAGCCAGCUGCCUGAUUGCACCGUCUGCACCGUCAGUGGCGUUAAUGACGCCCAGAGUUUCUGCCAACCGUCUCUUAAACUAGAGCCUGAAAAGGAGGUGAAGCUGCUGUUUAAAUGCCCCCAACCCAUCGAACAGUCGUACAAUGUGACAAUCAGCAGCUUAAUUGAAUGCACAAAAGAUGCUUGCAGUCCAGCGACGGUAGAAGUCCAGUCGUCCCUCCUGUCGAAGUUCUCCAGAACCUUCACCUGGAAGCUAAAGGCGCCUGAAAAGACCCUCGUGAGUCUGAAGGUCCUCAGGACUGGACUGACCAAGGCUCCACACCCUUGCAGUGAUGGACGGCAGUAUUCAGCGGUCACAUCUGAAACCAGCAAAGAGGUUCUGACUCGGUACUGUGAGGGUGGCAGCGAGACCCAACUGGACCUGUCCGAUCAGGGCGUGGUGACCCUGGAGGCCAAACCAAACACACAGGUGGAGUCGGUCCUGUUUCAAGCCUUGGCUGCACCAAUGAAGCGAGUAAUGACCGUCACUAUUGGUCCUGCUUCCACUGUGGUUCUGACCCGGGAUCCUGGGAAGGAAGAGUGUGACGUGUGCGUCACCAGCGGCGGCAGUCCAGACUGCCACGCCACAGAAAAGACUCUAAAAGGUGCAGAAAAACUCCCUCUGGAGUUCAGGUGCCUGAAACCCGAAGACGUGUUCACCGUGAAGAUGAUAACAAACAUAGGAUGCACUCAGACGUCCUGCUCUCCGGCUUCGGCCGAAAUGGAUCCGGAUCUCUUCAAGGGCUUCAGAAGAACCCUGACGUGGGACGUUGCUGUUCCAGACAGAACUGUUUUAACUUUAGAGUUUCCUGGACUGAAGGAAAAAUCUGCAUCAGAGAACUGUGAGGGCGGCAUUCAGUACACGGUCAGUACCAUGAGGAUCGACGGACAGAUGAGAACCAGCAGUUACUGCAAAGACGGGACGGCGUCUCAGCUGGAGCUGUUUGGAAAGACGACUGUGACGGUGGACGUUCCCAAAGAAGGAGAACUGGACCGGACCGUGUUCAGUUCAACGGCAGUGCCGAGCCGUGGAAGAUCCAUGUAUGUGACCUCUGACCCCAACACAAACCUCAUCAUCACGAAGGUGGACAAAGAGGCAGACUGUCAGAUCUGCGUGACGGAGGCGUCCAAACAGACUUGCAAACCUCAAAUGUACAGACUGAAAAAUCUUCGCAACGCUUCGGUGGAUUUUACGUGUCCUCAGCCGCAGAAAGUCUUCACGGUGGAAAUAAACAAAGAUAUUGGGAUGACAGAGAUGGCAAGAGAUGGCAACACGUUGCGAGGGAAAGCUAACGUUUUGCGAGACUGCACACAGACUUCCUGCUCAGGCAAACCCGUCCAGGCCGACAACGGGUUUUUUCCCAACUACAACCGGACCUUCACCUGGGACAUAAAGGUUGGCACCACUCAGACUUUCCACCUGGACUUUCCAGGACCUGGAUUGCAACAGAUUCCCAACGGUGGGACGUGUCCAGAUGGCCACACCUACUCCGUCAUCCUCUACCUCCACCGCGCUGCCCCAGCAACCAUCGGCACUUUCUGCAAAGGCGGCCCGGUGACCUCAGUACUGGGUCAGUACAAGGGCCGUGUGAUGCUGACGGUGCCAUCGGACGUGAACCUGGACCCUCCGGACUUCCAACUUAAAGUUGGACCUUACUCAGAAGUGACGGCCAUAGUGAGAGUCAAGCUGCCCCGCGGCGUGUCAGACACCGAGUUCAUCACGCCCAACUAUCCCAAAGAUUUCCCAGAUGACGAGCAGAUCCUGUGGGACUUCAGCGUUCCCGAAAUGCACAACUACUCAGUUCAGUUCAGCGAGCACUCGGCCCCAGAGUGUCUGGAAGAAGGCGCCGCGGUGGAGGUGGAGUACCAGAAAGAGGGCAAGAACCCGACCAGAACGUCCCUGACGGGUCCGCAGCCUCAGCACCAGCAGGGCGGGUUUAAUUUGACGGUGAAGAACUGCAAAACAAACCUAACGCUGCCGGGACUCAGCCUGCGCUACAGCGUCUCUGUGAUGAGGAGCGGCCAUCCAGUUCUCUGUACGCUGGAUUUAACCAAACAGGAAGUGUCUGUGCAGAUUGAGAAGGUGGGCUCUGACCCUCUCUGUGAGAUAAGAAAGGACUCUAAAGAGGAAAAGACGAUAAAGGUGGCAAAAGGAGAAACGGCCAAACUCUCCUUCCUCGACUGUCCGAACGAGGACCUUCGUCUGACUGCAACCGAACUUAUUGCCUGUCCAAAUGCAUCGCUGUGCGCUCCGACCCUCCUCUUUGUUCCCACGUUGGAUCCCUGCCUGCCGAUGCCCCUCCACAGCUUUUCGUGGUUCUUCACCAUCCCACAUGAAGCCACCCUGGACCUGGUGUCUCCCACCGGGAGCCUCCGGCAGUCCCUGCCCGGGCAGGAGUGCGAUCCGUCGUCUGUGGUGGGCGUCGGCGAGAAGGACGGCUCUUUUAUCGGAAACUUCUGCUCCAAUGGCGAGAUCCAGAAACUCCAAAUUCACUCCAACAUCUCCAUCACAGCUACGCCGCAAGACGUCAAGAGGUCUAAGGAGCCUCUGCUCGAUGUCAGCGUCAGUCCGGAGAUCAAAGAAACCAUCAUCUACAGGAUCAGCCCUAAUUUGACUUCUCCCACCAUACUGGUCACCCCAAACUGGCCUACUGGAAUGAAGCCCCAUUCCUCUGUCUCCUGGAUCGUGGACCUUCCCUGGAUGCACCAUGCGCACAUCAAGUUUGCCAUCAGUGGACUCGAAUGCGAAAACAGCCACACCAGGAUCAAUGUGAAGCACCAGGAAGGAGGGAGCGAUCUCCUGGACAUCAACGAGAGCGAAAAGAUGAGGACAGAAAACACGACGGCCCGUCAGAGCUUCUACCUGAACGUGACCAACUGCCAGCCAGAGGGGCGCGACCAGUUUAAUGUCAAAGCCACGAUUGUUCUUGAGAGAAAGACCAAUCUGUUACCCAUCCUUCUUGGUUUAGUCGGGGCUGUUCUGCUUCUGCUCCUGAUACUGGUUGUUGUAUGUGUAGUUCUAAGGAAAAAGAAAUCAAAAAUGAACAGUCAAUCCUCCAUCUACAUGGGGAAGGGAAACAUCUUCCGUCCAAAUGAUGGGCACUUCGUCAAAACCCGGGCCGACAACGACUCCCACGUCUACGACUACAUAGACGACUCCAUGGUCUACGGCCACCUCCUCACCGACAACGAGAGUAUCCCAAACGGGAUGCAGGUGGACUCCUACCAGACCUUCACGGGUCCCACUGACAAUACACUGCCGGUUAUCAAGGAACCCGACCCAGAGCCGAAGGGGCAGUACCAGUCCUUCCUGAGCCCCUCUGACACUUUCCUGCCGCCCCGUCCGCGCACUCCCAUCGGGCGGCAGGACAGCCUGGGCUUCCAGGACCGCCGGAUGAUGGAUAACGAACUCUACACGUUCAAAAGCACGGGAGACAUGAACACAAUCCGUCUGUCCGGUGCCGAUAUGGAGCCGCAGCUGCCAAUAAUGGACGAGAGCUUGUAGCGUGAAAGGACUCCAUGUUAAUGACCUUUGACCUAUCUGAAGGGCUCUAAGGAUUGAAGAGCCUUGUUUCUGCGGGAAUAGUUUUGGGAAUCGGACCCGCUCUUUCUAGGAGUUGAGCUUAAGAGUGUUAAAGCUCCGGACUUGGAAGCUAAAAACUAAAAUCUGUGACUUCUUGGACUGGUUUUUAUGCUUAUUUUGAAGAGAAACAACAAAAAUAAUUUCAGAAACUUUGUAAAAUAUUUUUCUACACUUAUUUCAGUUUUGCCUUUGACUACUUCUUUUUUUUUUUUAAAAGUGUGAAUUUUAAAAAAUAAGGGAGACAAACUAAUGUACCACUACUGAUCUACAGGGAGAAAAUGUGACAAAUCUAAAAUUAAAAUUAAAAUUACAGAAUUCUUAGGAAGAAUUUCUGUUUAUGUAUUUUGCAGGUACAUCUCCCUGUACUUUUUGUUGUCCCUUUUGAGGCACAAUUUCUAAUUUUAAUAAAACCACCUCUUUUUUUAUUUUUUUAAGUCUGUUUUUCAUUUCAGAUUAUGAAAACCACUCAAUUUAAUGUUUUCUUUUUUUUUUUCUUGUAAAAUUAGGGAUUUUUGAGCUUUAGUGCCAAUAAAUUUAUCAAAUACUGAAACGCC